AUGGAGGCCCGGAGCCCGCCAGGCCUCGCGGCCGCUCCGGCAGACCCCGGCCCGGGCCCUGCCCCGCGGGGCUCCUCGGAGCCUGCCCGGGGACAGGCCCUGCCCCAGCCCGUGUACCUCAAGGCCCUGACGAUUCCACUGCUCCAGCCCGUCCAGCCAGGCUCCUUCCAGCCCCACGGGCCCUUGGUGGCCAGCAGGAACUGCGUCCACCUCGACGGCAGCAGCAUCCCCCUCAUCCUCAAGCCGCUCGUUCCUCCGGAAGGCACGGAGCAGCCUCAGCCGCUUUUCCAGAAACAGCUUGGGCAAAGUCUGACCUUGAGCAUAGUCAGCACUUUACCAGUUUUGUCGUCGCCAAGUUCUUGUGUAAAAUCAGCUAUUGGAAGCCCGGGAAAAUCAAAAAAAUCUGGGAAAUACAUCUGCAAACACUGUGGAAGAGAUUGUUUAAAGCCAAGUGUCCUUGAGAAACACAUUCGCUCUCACACGGGAGAGAGGCCCUUUCCGUGCACCACUUGUGGCAUUGCGUUUAAAACUCAGAGCAACUUGUAUAAACACAGGAGAACUCAAACACACGUCAACAACACCAGGCUGCCCUCAGACUCUGACAUCACUGGGGGACCAGAGCAAAAUGAGAGAUCAGCAGAGAGCACCACCUCUCCCCAAGGCAGCAAAGUCUUGAGUAGCAGUAGUGAAGACCAGGGGAUACAAAUCAAACAGCCCAGUUCAGAGACCAGUGCAGCAACAGACACUAAGAGACCUCACGAGCUCUCACUGCCAGCAACAAGCUCCUCAUCAGCUACUUCAGAAAAUCAAGAAGCAACAAAUCAAUCGUUGAGUUCAAAGGCUAAUCAGGGGGUUCCUGAAAGAGAGCCUCAAAGUUUAUCAUCUCCAGGAACUUUGCCAAAUGGUCCGUGUCUGAGAAAGAAGAUGCAGGAGCAAAGAACUCCGACUGCCAAUAAGCACAUUCAGCUGCAAAGGCAGCAGGCAACAUCUUCAGAGAAGCAGUGGGAUUACAAACCCUUGGACUGCAAGCUGAAGAAGUGUGAGAGCACUGACUCGGGCUAUCUGUCGCGUUCCGACAGCACAGAGCAGCAGAUGUCAUCGUCCAGCCCCUUGCACAGUCUCCACGAGCACAGCACGGAACUGGAAAGUGAAACUGCCUUCAGCAGCCCAAGGUGUGCCUCCAGAAGCACUGCAAAACCAGAGGCAGCUGAAAAAGCUACAGCCUCGAUGCUAGAGAAAAAGAGGCUGGAAGAACACAUCUCAAAGCUUAUUUCUCACAACAAAAGUGUGGUGGAUGACACCCAGUUAGACAAUGUCAGGCCCAGAAAAACUGUCCUUUCUAAACAGGGAAGCAUUGACCUUCCAAUGCCUUACACAUAUAAAGACUCUUUCCAUUUUGAUAUCAGAACUUGUGAUGUAAAUAGGAAAAAGAAUCUUUCUCUUUGUUCAGCAAAAUCUACCUUUGCACCCCUGGAGAAAUGCAAGCCAAUGUUUUUCCAUUCAGUUCCCACCCAGUUCUCCACAACAAUCGACACUGUGCCUGUUACUCGGAGCAACUCCUUGCCUGUUGUGGAGGGAGCGAGGAUGGUGCAUGACAAAGCAGGAUGCUCAAAACCACUUUCUCUUACUAAGCACUCUGUAAACACAGGCACUGCUGGUUUGCUGCCUAGCAACGAUCUCACUGCCAGUUCAGUGGAUUUCCCGAAUAGCCAUCCCCGAGCUCUAGUCAGACAAACAGCAGUGGAUGAUUUGCCCCUAAGUCAUGUGGCUGAUCAUCCUUCUCUGUCAGAGGAGCUGAAAGGGACUAAAAAGCUUGGGGCCGGAGAAGUAAUCAGUGCUAAAAAUAAGAAACACAAUCAAAGGAAGCUGAAGAUGUUCUCUCAAGAAAAAUGGCAAAUGUAUGGAGAUGAAACGUUUAAGAAAAUCUACCAAAAAAUGAAAAGCAGUCAAAAUGCCAAGAAAAUGAAACAAAGAGAGAAUAAGAUUACAGAUAUUACAAGCUUGAAUCCUAAUUCAAGGGAAUCAGCCAGCAGCACUGAAAUAACUGAGGAAAGAGAUGUCAGGAGCUCUGCAACUGACAGUCCUUCCUCCCUUGCGACAGCAGCUUCAACCAUGGGUAAAUCGGGAGUGUCUGCUGAUGGUAAUUGUGUUCUGCAGAAUGUGUCCUCUGAGGAAACUGCAGACAGAGUGUCCAACCUAAUGGAGACAUCACAUUCUGUAACUGCAGGAGCUGCAACCAGCCAAACUUCCCCAGAGCUCAGUGGCAGUGACACAGAGAAAUGCACAGCUGGCAGCAGCACACUGCUGGCUCCAAGCACUGGUGAGCUCAGGCUUCAAAAUCCUGAGUGUCAGCUGAGCAGCCAUGGGAGGAAUGAGGAGUGCUUGCCAGUACAGAGUAGAAACUGGGAGAAACCAGGCCCUGGGAAAGAAUCCAGUGCAUUUGAGUUAGAUUGUAAAAGCACUUCACACAAUUAUGGGAACCAUCACAGGACUAAGGAAAGUGGCCAGCAUGGGCUGAUGCCCCCUUGGGUCCCUUGCAACAACAGAGAAACUGCAGGGAAAUCCCAGACUCUGCCAUCAGAAAGGAAAAAGCUGAAAUUUGAAGUAGAAAAGACACAAAAUGUGAUUUCAGUGCCCUGCCCUAGUCCCAGUAGUGAAACCACUGCAGCAAGUGAAGCAGAGAGAGGCCAUUGCUCUGGCACUCAGUGUCUUCCCACAGCUCCCGAGAAAUUCUCCACUAAAGCAGAGGAGCAAAAAUCAAGCACAGGAAUUAAUGAAGCCACUGGAGGUACUGAGAAUGUGGAAUAUAAGAAAACAAUCAAACUUACCACACAAGCGCUCAAUUACUGUGACAUCAACCUUCUUUCACAUCCUGCAGGUAUCCCAAAAGCUUCACUGGUGGGAUUUUUAGGGUCUGAAUUAAGGGGAAGUGAUUCCAACUCUUUUGCUUUGCACAAUGCAAGAGAUGGAGAUGACAAAACAUGUCUUGUAAAAACAGGAGCAAAAGUGCCACUUCCCAGUGACAAUGCCGUGGAUGUGUCUUCUAAAAGCCAUCAUCUGCAAUCUGAUCCUUUAAGUCCAGUCCCACAACAAAAUGCCUUCUCUCCAAAAUAUAUCCUUAAAUUGCCCCAGGACAAGACAGCUUCAAAUCUGUCACCUUUGCUUCAAUCUGAACAGGAGAUGACACCUGGCACACCUGUGACAGACUCCUUAACCACCCCACCCUGUUCUUCCAGCAGCAUGUCCCUCCAUUCUCAUUCCAGUGAUGUGGUUUGGUCCCCUUUAAAAUCUGAAGUGAGACAAAAGACUGGCAAAGGAGAAAUUCAAUGGAAUCUUCACACAAACUGGAAAACUCCAGGAUUCUGUUCACCAGUCAGCUCAGAAACCACAAAUAUGUCAACCACAGCAGAGAACACCUUUCAUAACCAAAACUUCAAGCAGCAGGAUAUUGCAAGAGAGGAUUGGAAAAACAAACAGAACAAAAAUAAAUUAAAUUAUCAAAGGCAAACAGAAGAGAAGUGGAUGAGUAAAAGUACUUGCUCUAUGCAGACUCCAAAGACAAAAAUCUGCUUUACUUCUGUGUAUACAAGUGGCUUUUUCAUAUCUGCUGACAUCAAAGAUGAGAGGAAGGCUUUACCCCACCUUUGCUCAGGAAGUGACUCUUUGAUAAAGACAUCAGUUUCUAGCAAAGGUGCAGAUCCAACAAUCCUGGGAUGGGACAGAGAGGGAAGUCCACGCAUCCUGAAGGACACCCCAGCACCACUGCAGGAUCUGCAGCAUUCCCAGAGCUCAAGAGACAACCCCACUUAUUUUUGCCAUUCUUUUGGCACUUUCUACUGCCACACUCUCAGCACUCACUGUAAAGGAUUCCCAGUGCUGCCCCACUCUAACAGGACCAGCUACUCUGGCACUUCUGCAGUGCCAGGCUCCAAGAGCACCUUCCCAUCGCUGAGUGCCGAGCCCCGGCUGACCUGGUGCUGUCUGAGCAGGAGCCUCCCUCUGCCCUCGGAGCAGGGUGGCUCUGCAGCCUCUGCCCACCCCUCCAUGCCCCCCUGGCACAGGGAACCCAGCAGGGAAUGCACCCUGUCCAAAUACGACAUCUCCAUUUUCAAAAUGAGAAAUAUUGGCAAGACUGUGGCAUAUGGCUUAACAAACACGAGCUUGAAAACGUUGGUUUCAUCCUUUUCUAAAGGACACCAGAUGCAGGAGUUAAGCUCAGAUGUUCCUGGUGGUUCUUUCAAAAAUAUUUCAGAGCAAAAGAAGAAAACAGUAGUUUGCAAAAAGGAAAAACUCUCAACAAAUAAACUCAAGAGGAGCCACAAACAGAAAAGGAUUAAAGUCACCCCUAAAUGGUACAGAGGGAGGCACAUCCAUGGAUUUGCUCAGCUGAAAAUGAACCGGCUGAGCAAGAAGCCCUGUUUUCCCAACAGAGCUCUGGAUGCUGUGAGAAAGGGCUGCUCAUCCCAACCCCCCAGAUUUAAUAAGCAUAAGAAGUGCCAUCCUCCUCAGUCCAAGAUGCAAGAAAAUUAUCUACACCAGCAAAAAGACACAUCAUAUUCCACUUCAGACAAACAACUUUGCAGAAGGAAAAAAGAAGGAAAGAAUAACUCAGGAAUAUCUUCCCAUACUGAAAACCUAAACCAUGUUAAACAAAAAGACAAAAGGGAUAAAAAAGACAUUUCUGGGCAAAUCAGGGAACACCCAAGAACAAACGCCUCUGUCCAGAACAUUACAGCUCCUCUGGGAAUAGCUGUGACAGCUCAUUCCUUUUCCUCCAGAGCUGACACAUCCCUGCAGGAGUUCAGCAGGGACGUGGCCAUUUGCUGCUGGGUGACACAGCCCCUCGUGCUGCAGCCAUCCCUGCCUGGGCAAUCCCGGCCAAGCCUUCGGAGCGACCCCCUGGCAGCUUCCUUUGGGUCUUGUCCUGAAUUUACAAACACAGGCACAGGUGACCCACCUGACAGCACAAACCCAGAGGCUGCUGCUCCUCUUUCCUUACAUCCAGGAGGAAGCCAGGAAAAUGUAUUGAGGGUAGUGUCAGAGAGCCAAAUAUUUGGAAUAUCAGAGCCGGUGAUCCAGGCUGCUGGAAGGGAGAAAGCUCCGAGUGAAGAAAACACACAUUCACCUCCCCCAGAAAACUCAGCUCCCAGUUCCCAGCCAGGAUGUUCACGUUUGUUUGGAUCCCAAGCAGAGUCUGUUCCUGAGACAGUCACGAGGGCUCAGUUACCCAGCAGGGAACACUCACAGAGGGCAAACUUAGCUCAGCAUCUCCUGGAGCUGCACGACAAGAACAGAUCCUGCCUGCAGCCUAAUCCCUAUGGAAGGCCACAUGGAACUGCUACUGCUACCUUAAAAAAGCCCCUAGUGACUCUCAGAUCCCCUGAGUUCAAGAGUUACUCUGCAACACCCCCCAAGACAUACAAAAAGAGAGGUUUGGAGAUGAUGAGGAAACAAACAAGGGUGGAAUAUGAUGACACGAGCAGUGAUGAUGAGGACAGGCUGGUUAUAGAAAUAUAG
Molecule: messenger RNA, 5517 nt
Organism: Onychostruthus taczanowskii (white-rumped snowfinch)
Lineage: Eukaryota; Metazoa; Chordata; Aves; Passeriformes; Passeridae
Gene: ZNF831
Product: zinc finger protein 831
Exons: 5
Coding region: 1-5517 (1838 amino acids)
Source: RefSeq, a predicted model, not a curated record